AUGGCCCCAAGAAGCAUCGUAACAACUUACCCCAACGCCCACCACCGACGCUACGCCUCGCCCCCAAUAAGCCCCUCCACCUACGCCCCAGACGCAAACGACAUCCUCGCCGAACUGGGCCUGCGCGCCGACGACUCGGCCUCGAGCGCGGGGGACUCCAGCACGGGGUUCUCGACCGUCGACUCGGGCGUAAGCGUCAACGGUGGCGGCAGCGAGAAUACGGGAAGCGGGAGCGGGGCCGGGGCCCGGAGAAGGAGGCGGAGGAAUCGCAACCGGAAUGGGAACGGGAACGGGGGUGGUAUCAAUAAUAACUACGGCAACGGCAACGGCAAUCAUCAGUCUGCGUUUAAUGGCAGCGGUGGAAGUAUCAACAUUGAUAACAAGAAUGGCAACGGCGGGAAUCUCAACAGGCAGACGACGGUGGUGAUUCCCCGGCAGGGCGGGGACCGGGACGAGAAGCCUGUGAGGUUGCAGAUUGGGUUGAAUCUAGAUGUUGAUCUGGAGCUCAAGGCCAAGUUGAAGGGAGAUAUCUGCUUGUCUCUGGUAGUGGAGAGAAAAUUCUCCAAGCGCGAGUCGAUGCGGGUGAAGCCCAACUGGAAGGGCGAAGUCGACGUCAAGGAGAUGUUCCACAUGCGCCUCGGCAAGUUCAGCUUUAGGCAGCGGUGGAUUGAUCGCGAGGUCAGCGAGAGUCUUACGGUGGCGAUUGGGGUCUCGCUUGUGUUGGGCGGAUUCGUUGCUGGGUUUACGGCGUCGAGAUGGUUGUGCUGA
Messenger RNA from Colletotrichum godetiae, 768 nucleotides. RefSeq lists its product as uncharacterized. Lineage: Eukaryota; Fungi; Ascomycota; Sordariomycetes; Glomerellales; Glomerellaceae. The coding region runs from base 1 to 768 and encodes 255 amino acids. The record is from RefSeq and is a predicted model, not a curated record. The transcript has 2 exons.